Penicillium daleae is the source of this 1977-nucleotide messenger RNA. RefSeq names its product TCP11 family protein. The transcript is spliced from 2 exons. Lineage: Eukaryota; Fungi; Ascomycota; Eurotiomycetes; Eurotiales; Aspergillaceae. Bases 1 to 1977 code for a protein of 658 amino acids. The record is from RefSeq and is a predicted model, not a curated record.
AUGGAUCUCAAGGGGACUAAAGAAGCUCGCGCGCAGGAGGAGGGUGCCGACGGCCCGCUGGAUGCUUAUGGCGCUAGCAGCGGCCGCUCAAAGGAAUUCCGUAAGAGCGAAAGACGCGAUUCUCAUAGCCAUGAGAACUCAUCCAACGUGAACACAUUUCGUCGCCAUCAGCCACCAUUUGCAUAUCCGCCCGGCACCCGCAAACCCGGCGCAGCCUCGCGAUCGGGAUCGGGAUCGACAUCUAGCGCUGCACCCCGGCCCCGAGACCGAGACCCAUCGCCUUCCCCAGAAGCCAUCAGUAUCCCGCACGCACUAGGCCUCAGCUCACGCGACCAACGGCUCCUCUGCAGAGCCCGCCGCCAGCCUCCCGUUACGAAGCGUACACUGAGCGAACUCGAUCUGCCCUGUAUCAUGAGCAAUAUUAACCUUCGGAUGGACGCCAACUUCGACCGCGAUCUGCACUUCAAGCCCGAUCUGGACGGCGAAAAGGGAAAGCGAAAACGGAAAGAAGCUAACGACUACUGGGACUCCAUGGCUAUGGAGAUUGCAAUUUACGCGUACCGCGCCGCGAAUCCCGAUGACGACGCCGAUGAGAAGAGCUCUCGGGAUAGCAACUCUAAGCGCGUAUUCGAGCCUCGACUGCCUGCCAUGUUCGAAACAUUGCAAGAAGUCAUCAAAACUCUAGUACCGGAGCGCGACCAUCCUAGCGUCAUGCAGAAUCUCGAAGUACCCCUGCUCAUGCAGCAGGUCCGCAAGGGUGUGCUCGAUAUGGUGGCACUGGCAACGUGGAUGGCGGCUUUAUUGAAGACGCAUUGCGCACCGAUGCGCGAUGAAUGGGCUGACCGGAUGGUGGAUCAGAUCACUGAGGGUUCCCAGUCGCAGGAGCCGAAGCAAAUUGUCAAUGGGCUGCAGACGCUAUUUGCUAUCUUGGAGGCUAUGAAACUGGACGUCAAGGAUGUGGCAAAUCACCAAAUACGCACGUUCCGCGUUCUUCUCAUCGAGGACACAGUCCCAUUUCUGCAAGAGUACUUCGAAGGCAAAAUUAGCCGUGGCAGUUUUCAAGUGGAGCCCGCCAGAAUUUGGUAUCUCGCAGCACGGGAGCGGGUUCAGAAAGAAGAUGAAGCAAAGGAUCCAAACACAGCACAAUCGGAUGAUACGUUCAAGCCCCUCGAAGCCCUGUUCCGGGGCAUAUCAGACCAGCUUCUCCAGUUUAACCCGCCGGCGGAUUACCCGGAGACAUUUCUCUUUGAUACAGAUCGGCUGUGGCAACUGCGCUCGACGAUUCAGAAUCUCAUCAACCUUGAAAUUGCGUGGUAUAUCUUCGAGUCUUACGUCCAUACCCAGAAGCGGUAUCUCUCUGCCCGUGAUGAGACAUACUCCACUUUCCGCUCGCGGAUAUGGUCGCUUAUGGAGGAUGAACUGAGCUCUGAUGGACGGAGUGCCAGCGAAGAUGAGGACCCUGAUCUCCGUGGCAGCAAGCGCUGGCUACAGAACAUGCGCUGUAUUGCGCUGGAAAUCGCUCGGUUUGCAUGUGCCGCAUGCUGUCUGGACGUGGUCGUAGCUGACGAGGUCAUCGCCCCGAUCGAGGAGGCCCUCCUGUGGCACCUAUCCAACGAGUCCGAGCUUUUCCGCUACUUCCAGAACACCAUGCGGGAAAAGGUACUGACCGCGACACUUGCUUCUGCUCGGAGAUACUUACCACUCUCGCCGCUGGCUAUCUGCGAGUCCCAGCGCACGACGCCUCCACCGUCCACUGCGAACGGUCCUGCGCUCAACCCUCCGUCGUCCGCGGUUUCUGCUCCUCCGACAUCUUCAGCCUCACCAUCGCAAGCUAUGUCUGCACAGCAAUAUGACAUUGAACGCAUUGGCAUGCGCCUUGGCCACAUAGGUGUCCUGCACUGGCGGGUAUGGGCAUCGCUUCUAUACCUGCGAGAAGAGAUCGCCGACUCGAAAAGCGAGCAGCCGGCAUUUAUUUAA